This is a messenger RNA of Plasmodium vivax (malaria parasite P. vivax), 1119 nucleotides long. RefSeq lists its product as hypothetical. The coding region runs from base 1 to 1119 and encodes 372 amino acids. The record is from RefSeq and is a predicted model, not a curated record. Lineage: Eukaryota; Apicomplexa; Aconoidasida; Haemosporida; Plasmodiidae. The transcript has a single exon.
AUGCCAAAUGUUAACAUAAAAUGUGUCCUCCUGUUUUACCUCCUUUAUUGCCUCUCCUUUAUUGUAACUACAACCUGCCAGUUAAGCCAUAAUAAUGGAAGAACUUUAAAAAACUGGUUUAGCCAUUUUAGUGAUGAAAUAUUUUCACCUGAACAGGUCAUAAAAAAAAAAAAAAAAAAAAAAAACUCGCCAACUUUUGGCUGUCCAUUUGAUAAGCAAAAAAAAAAAGCUACUUUCGAAUGUGUCAGGAGACAACUGCUUAAAUGUAGUGGGAAAUUAUUUAACGAAUGGAGUGAUCACUUGUCUGUAAUACAUCCCAAUGGAAAAUUAAAAAGAGAAAAAAUUUACAAUGAGGCAGAGCAUUAUAUAGUAACGAAAAAGGGAAUAAAUGAAAAGUUGAACUACAUCGAUUUGUCAUCGUUCAAUACGUACUGCUCAUUUUACAAAUUGUAUGUGCGCGACUUGGUAUACUUUAGUGGCAAUACGGGGGCAAAUAAUGGUACCUCCAACCCGAAGACAAUUAUUAAAAGAUAUUUCGUCAGAACAGACCAUUUGAAUAGCGAUCCACUGGAUGAAAAUAGCUAUAUUUUCAUUUCAGGCGCGAAAAAAGAAAGCCUAAAAGGGGAAAAUGAAAACCCACCGUACAGCAAAAUUUACAACACGGUGGCGAACAUAAUACAUUAUUACUACGUUUUCUUUAUAAGCAAAAUACUGGACCACACUUUCUACUUUGUAUUUAGCGAGGGCCAUAAGAAGGAAAACACUACACAUAGCACCAGUAAUAGUUAUGUGAUUUAUAAAAAUGAAGUUAUAUACCCAUUUAGGGAUGGCCAAAGGGGCUGCGGGGGGGUUCCUUUCCAGGAGGACUACUCCCAUUAUGAUGACCUACGAGAUUUUUACGUAAUCGAAAUUUGUCACUGCUUCAACGGGAUUACAUACAGACAGAAUGUGUACCGUUUGUUGAAGAGGUUGUGCAGGCUAUAUUUUAAUAUCGAAUUGGUUCCCUACAUUUUUCAGUUACCCCCCGUGUUUUACCACAUCCUAAUCAUCCUGAUUUGCUCCUUAACGCUUUCCUAUAUUUUUUACAAAAUUUUUCUGAAGUACAAAAGUUGCUUUUGA